AUGUUAAACAAGAAGCUGGAGUCGAAGUACCUGCCGAUCAUGUAUAGCAUCGAGUUCAUCGUGGGGCUGAUCGGGAACCUCAUCGUCAUUUGUGGCUACGUGUUUUGCCUGAAGGAGUGGAAGUGCAGCAACAUCUAUCUCUUCAACCUGUCCAUCACCGACCUGGCAUUCCUCUGUACCCUUCCCCUCCUCGUCAACCAGUACAAUCAUGAGGGCCAAUGGCAAUUCAGUGACUUCACAUGCCACCUGGAUCGCUUCCUACUCUACAACAACAUGUACCUCAGCAUCCUCUUCCUCACCUGCAUCAGUGUUGAUCGCUACCUGCUGGUCAACAACCCACUGAAGACGUACCGGUUUCAGAGCAAACGGGGAGCCAUGUUUGUGUGUUUCCUGCUGUAUGUGUCUGUCACCUUGGCCCUCAUCCCCAUGUUAGUCAUCAUCGAACUCCAGAAUGGGGGGAGCUGCACCGACUAUGCCAGCUCGGGAAGUGCCCAAUACAACUUCAUUUACAGCAUGUGCCUGACCAUCUUCUGCUUCAUCUUUCCUCAGUGCGUCAUGAUCUUCUCUGGCAUCCAGACAGCCAGAGCCUUGAAGAAGAUGAGCAAACAGCAUCAUAGGAACGUCUCCCUGGAGAAGCCCCUCACCCUGGUCAUCCUGGCUGUGGGCUCCUUUACCAUGUUCUUCACUCCUUACCACAUCAUGAGGAAUAUCCGCAUUGUCUCUCGGAUGGAGAGCCUAGGCUUCUCGAACUGCACCAAGUCCUAUAUAAAGGCUGGAUACACGGUCACCCGGCCCAUAGCUUACCUCAACGCUGCCACCAACCCCAUCUUUUAUUUCCUACUGGGAGAUCAAUUCAGGGAGACACUGAUGAGCAGCAUCAAGUCACUAUUCCACCGAAUGUUCCCAUCUUACGGGAGACAGGUUCCAGCUUACUCACCGCAAGGUCCUGCCAAGACAUGUACCACAAUCGUGUGA
This is a messenger RNA of Callorhinchus milii (elephant shark), 975 nucleotides long. RefSeq names its product succinate receptor 1-like. Gene Ontology annotation, cellular component: plasma membrane. The coding region runs from base 1 to 975 and encodes 324 amino acids. Gene Ontology annotation, biological process: G protein-coupled receptor signaling pathway. NCBI's taxonomy places the organism in Eukaryota, Metazoa, Chordata, Chondrichthyes, Chimaeriformes, Callorhinchidae. The record is from RefSeq and is a predicted model, not a curated record. The transcript has a single exon. Gene Ontology annotation, molecular function: G protein-coupled receptor activity.